Messenger RNA from Cylindrotheca closterium, 1809 nucleotides. NCBI's taxonomy places the organism in Eukaryota, Bacillariophyta, Bacillariophyceae, Bacillariales, Bacillariaceae. The record is from the annotation of a GenBank genome assembly.
AUGAAACGAGCUGCUGCUAAAGAUGAGAUUGGCGGGGAUGGUGUAUGGUUUCAGAAUACCAUGGAAACUUCAGCCGACACGUCAUCCAAAGAAGCUUUGAGGGAGCUGUUACGUGACUGGCAAUUGGGGACGGAUACCAACGACGACGAUCAGCUGCUGGUCUUUUUGUUUCUCUCGCAUCAUUGGGAGUUGCAAGAUGUGACAUCCAAUGCGAUGGAUCUACUCGAGGAAAUGAGUAUGGGUGGCGACGAAAAAUCAUCCAAAAAGGAUAACAUUCAUCUAAUCACAGUGAUUGGAGGAGGAGUUAUUGGCCAGAAUCAAGAAUACGAAGAGGAAGCUAGUCACCCUGUCUAUGGAAGAAAAGCCAUCAAGAAGCAAAUGUCAAUUCUUGGAGGAUAUUGCAAGAAAGAUGAAAUUAAUAAUCCGAAAUCAUCAGAAUCAUCGUCGUUGCAAGUAUUUUCCAUGUCCAACAAUGAUGCCACUGUCAAGAGGACCAUGACCACGACAAAUCAGGGAACGAAUCCACAGCAGCCACAACCAUUUCGAUCCGAUUCCUCUCUCUUUGUCUUUAGCGAUCCUUACUGCCGCCAAAUCCAAAAUUUGUUUGGCGAAUUGCACUCGCUCAAUUGUCAAGUAGCCGGAGGCAUUUCAGUGCCCCACCAGUCGGCCCUGUACGAUCCAACCCUGGCCAUAAAUCGCGAGAUCUUGCCAAAGGGAAGUUUGGUCGGAGUCCAAUUGCCGUCCAACUAUCAGUUGCAAUGUGUGGUAUCCCAGGGUGGAUGUCGACCAGUCGGACCUACCUAUCGAGUGACCAGUGUGGAUGGACCGGCCAUUCAUGAAUUGGAUCAAGUCAAGGCACUGGAACAAUUAGAUCGUUUGUGUUCUAAUGAAAAUCAAAGUAGUGAUGAGGACGAUGGUGAUGAUACUGAUUUUGAAACAACUGUCACCAUAUUGUCCCCGAAAGACCAAGAACUUAUUCGACAAGGAGGUGUACUUGCUGGUGUCUUUUUGGAGGCAUCGUCGUGUUCUGGGGUUGACGAUCAACUCAAUGACGAUGAAUCUCCAUCACUACAACCGUCGGCCUCCAUAGAAUCAUCAUCAUCAUCAGCAGCACAGGAUUCUACUGAAGCUGAAGGCCUUGUGGAGGGCGAAUACAUGGUGAGGGAGGUGACAGGAUUCCGACCACGUUCCGGGUCUAUUCUUGUGUGUGGGCAACCUCAAGUUCAAUUAGGUGAUCUCUUUCGAUUCCAUGUUCGAUCAUCUCAAGAAGCCCUAGACGAUUGGAAGCUCUUGUUGAAGCAGACAAAAAUGGAGCAACUUUUUCUGAGUUCCAAAGCCGAUGAAGUUUCGUUGGAUGCUACUGAGUCUUCUGCUGCUGCUGGCGGAGAUGGAAAUCUAUCAUCAUCAUCAUCAUCAUCACCAUCAUCCACAACGACCACUAGUCGAAUCGUAUGUGGGAUGCAAAUAUCCAGUUUGGCACGAGGAAAAGACUUUUUUGAAACUCCCAAUGUAGAUUUGGACCAUGCCAAAAUGCUGCUCGAGUCCAAGAAAAACAGAGACAAUUUCAACGAUUCAGCAACACCACCAAUUGGUGGAUUCUUUUCCAAUGCGGAAAUUGGUCCAGUCGGCAUACGAAUGGGGGCGCAAGGCGACAGUUCCCAACCGUAUUUGCAUGGAUUUGCCACAGUCGUUGCCAUGCUGUGUGAAAUAACAACAAUUCCCAUUGACGACAGCAGUCAAGGCAGCAAUGGCUCGGAAGAUAGUGAUUUCCAAGCAACCAUUUCAAGCUCACAGUCUUCGUGGGCUUGA